Messenger RNA from Austrofundulus limnaeus, 4102 nucleotides. RefSeq names its product fibulin 2 (gene fbln2). Gene Ontology annotation, molecular function: calcium ion binding. Gene Ontology annotation, cellular component: extracellular region. The record is from RefSeq and is a predicted model, not a curated record. The transcript has 17 exons. NCBI's taxonomy places the organism in Eukaryota, Metazoa, Chordata, Actinopteri, Cyprinodontiformes, Rivulidae. The coding region runs from base 216 to 3731 and encodes 1171 amino acids.
CCUUAGGAGGAGGAGGAGGAGGAGAGGAGCCCAUCGGAGCCUCCAAAGUCCCGGAGACUCAGAGGAGGACAGAAACUUUUACGCGCAGGUUCUCUUCAGUCCCAGAGGCACUCACCAUCAGUUCAGCGCUGCGGGAAACGAGGCGAAAGAGACGCUGCUCUCCUUCACAACUGGAAUCAAGUUUAAAAACUUUUAAAGCCAAAAAAUACAAAAAAAUGAAGCCACUAAUAUUUUUCUGCCUGUUGGUUUCAUGUGUGGACAUCUGUGGAAGUCAGACAGACUGCACAGGUGUAGCCUGUCCCGAUCUACAGAACUGUAUUGACAGCACUUUGGAGAAAGGUGCCUGUUGUCCCAAAUGUACACAAAGGGGCUGCGCCUGCGAGGGCUACCAGUUUUACGAUUGCGUCCAUGCAGGCUUCCAGAAAGGGAAAGUCCCGGAGGGGGAGUCGUACUUUGUGGAUUUCGGAAGCACGGAAUGCUCCUGUCCUCAGGGAGGAGGGAAGAUAAGUUGCCGCUUUAUUCCCUGCCCAGAAAUCCCCGCCAACUGCAUCGACGUUUCCCAACCUGCAGAUGGAUGUCCGCAGUGUGCGCGCCUCGGCUGCAGCCACGGCAGCAGGAAGUACGAGGCGGGACAUUCCUUUCAGGUGGGCCAGUGCCAGGUUUGUCACUGUCCCAACGAAGGGGGCAAGUUAAUGUGCUCCCCCGUCCCUGACUGUGACCUUGGCGGCGUUGGUAAGCCCACUGAGAACAACAGUGGUCUGAGGGACGUGAGCAGCGGUCCCGACACACAACAGGGAACUCUUGCCGAGCAGUUCUCCAAGCUCACGCUGGCAAACACUCUUCCUCUGUAUAAGCAGGACCCACCCAGUUUUGGCUCGGAGGAUUAUGACUACUCGCUGGCAGAGCCGACAUCUUCCACCGCUCAAACUCUGGCUCGAUCAGCGGAGUCUACUGCGGCACCUCCAGCUCACCCUGAGACGAGCUCUGCCGCCUUUAUCUCUCAUGACCACUGGAUAAAUGAGCUGAGGGAACAAAGCCCAUCUACAGCGAGGCACGCCGAGGAUAAAGUCAUACAAAACACAUAUUCGGCCACUACAGGGGCUCAUAACGAUGCAUCAAUGUUAACACCGACUGCAGCCACACAGAGAGUGGACACAGGGACCCACAGGCCGCAACAGGAAACUGGAAAAAAGGCAGCGAGACAUAACAGUCACAGAAACACAAAGGUUGGUCACGUUGACCCGCAGAGGCAAAGUCAGGGUAAACGUGCAAGGAAUCACAGCCGUUCCCAUUCCAUCAGCCACCAAGAAAAAGUGCAAGUGGAACCAAGCAUUGGCAACAAUGAGCAGAGCUCAGACCCCCCAGUCCAUUUCAGUCCCACCAGCACAGCUCCAAUCAAGACGGAGGAGGACAGCGAGGGGCCUCGGAGACGACCGCAAACCCUCCUCGACUCCCAGCCUCAGGAAGUGAAGGAAGACUCUGAAGUGUCAGUCAGAGAGCUGGUGAGGAGCUGCUGUGAGACCGGAGAGAAGUGGGCUUCUGUUAAAGGCCACUGCAACAACAUGGAGCCACCCGCUAAAGACCGCCACUCCGUUUGCUGGACUGCCCAACAACAGUGCUGCUUGGGUUCUCUGAAGGAAAGCCAGUGCUCGGCGGGAAUGAAUGCAGCCCGAGCAGGAAGUGUGUGUGAGGAGGACACAGACAGGAAAUGUGGGAUGAAUUCCUAUCAGGAGUGCUGUGGCUGCUGCUCUCUUGGACUGCAGUUCCUGAAAGCGGGCCUUCGCUGUGAAGCCCACCGGCACAUGGGUUUCCACUGCCAACAUGUCUUUUUGACCUGCUGUGGGGGAGAGGAGGAGGGGAGGCACGUCGUCAGAGAGAGGCCUGCUCUGGACUCCACCCCACCUCCGAGAAAAGUCUCAGACAGCCCCUACCCUAAAGAAGCCUUCUCCAUCGGAGCGGUGGGGGAUGGAGAGAACGCCGUGGAAGCUCCUGUUGAAGUGGAGGACAUGGACGAAUGCCUGAUAUAUGCGGACAUCUGCCACCACAGAUGCGUCAACACACCUGGCUCCUACCGGUGUGAGUGCUUCCCUGGGUACGUGCUGCAGGAGAACGCGUUCACGUGUGCACAAGAGGUUGUGGACGAGGAGAACAAACUGCGUGAGGAUGACAGAGAGGAGACCACCUCACCACUUUCAGCUCCCCACCAGCCUGCUGUCCCAUUCGACCCCUGCGAAGGAAACGACAUCUGUGAGCAGCAGUGCACCCCGGUGGCUGGAAGGCCACACUGCUCCUGUUCUCCGGGCUUCUCCCUCCGAGCCGACGGACGCUCCUGCGAAGACGUAAACGAGUGUUUGUCUCCUGGCGCCUGCCAGUUUAAUGAGCGCUGCGUGAAUACCGCGGGGAGUUAUGCCUGUCAGAGACUGAUCACCUGCCCCCCUGGAUACCAGAUCAACGGUGACAUUUGCAAAGACAUCAACGAGUGCAUACAGGGAACCCACAGCUGCGGAGCCGGCUUCCAGUGUGUCAACACAGAGGGUUCGUUCAGGUGCAACCCCAAACCCUCCUGCCCCGCUGGCUUCAGACGGGGCACACAGGGCAACUGUGUCGACAUUGACGAGUGUAAUGCUUCGACCCAGCCGUGUAGCGCAGGGUUUAACUGCAUCAACACGGCGGGCUCGUUCACGUGCACCAGGAAGAUAAUGUGCAGCCGAGGAUAUCAUGCCAGUCCCGACGGAUCCAGAUGUGUUGAUGUGAACGAGUGUGAGACCAGCCUGCAUCGCUGUGGAGAGGGUCAGCUGUGCCAGAAUCUGCCCGGCUCCUACCGCUGUGAGUGCCGGACAGGAUACCAGUUUGACUCGAUGAGGAGGACGUGCGUAGAUGUAAAUGAGUGCUGGCGCUUCUCCGGCCGUCUCUGUGCCCAGACCUGCGAGAACACCCCGGGCUCCUACCAGUGCUCGUGCACCUCUGGUUUCCGCUUAUCUGCUGAUGGCAAGAGCUGCGAAGACGUGAACGAGUGUCUGACCAGCCCGUGCAGUCAGGAGUGCGCCAACAUCUACGGCUCCUACCAGUGCUACUGCAGAAAGGGUUACUUCCUGCGAGAAGAUGGGCUGACGUGUGCAGACUUUGAUGAAUGCUCGCAGAGCAUCGGCCAUCUGUGCACCUACAAGUGUGUGAAUGUUCCCGGCAGCUACCAGUGUGCCUGCCCUGAAUACGGAUACACCAUGUCUCCGAGCGGGCUCUCCUGCAGCGAUAUUGAUGAGUGCGCUACAGGGGCUUAUAACUGUUCUCUCACUGAGACCUGCUACAACAUCCAGGGAGGGUACCGCUGCCUGUCUCUGGCCUGUCCCCUGAACUACCGCAAAGUGUCGGACACGCGCUGUGAGCGGAUCAGCUGUCCCGCCCCCCUGGAGUGUCAGAACUCUCCGGUGAGAAUCACCUACUACUACCUCAGCUUCCAGUCCAACAUCGUCGUCCCCGCUCAGAUAUUCCGCAUCGGCCCCUCCCCCGCCUACUCCGGGGACAACGUCAUCGUGACCAUCACGCACGGCAACGAGGGAGCCUACUUCAGCACCAGGAAGCUGAACGCCUACACGGGCGCCGUGUACCUGCAGCGGCAGGUCCAAGCUCCCCGGGAUUUUCUCGUCACUGUGGAGAUGAAGCUGUGGAGGCAGGGCAAGUUCACCACGUUCCAGGCCAGGAUCUACGUCUUCAUCACAGCCAACUUGCUCUAACAGGUGCUGGGUGUUGAACUCAGCUUCUCUGGUCACUUUUGAACAGCACCACUGUAUGUUUGAACACUUCUUGCUUUCAGUCAAAAUAUUACUAUUUUCCCCCUGUAAAUCUAAAGAGGUUAAAUAUUCAAAAGACACAUAUUAUUUCACAUCACAUUUUCCCUCAUUGAGCUCAUAAAAUCAUCCAGUUUCAUUUUCUCUUACAAGUUGUUGGAGCACAUUUCAUAAUUUAACCAACAUGCAUAUCAUCCACCACCUUGAAUGCCAAAAAAAAAAAAAAAAAAAAAAAAAAUUAAAAACUUUUGCAACCUGUUAGCACUCAGAUUAUGUGAGGUAGAUGACCCUCAGCUACUACUGCACCAAACCUUAGC